Messenger RNA from Cynara cardunculus var. scolymus (artichoke), 564 nucleotides. RefSeq names its product mitochondrial import inner membrane translocase subunit Tim13. The record is from RefSeq and is a predicted model, not a curated record. The transcript is spliced from 2 exons. Lineage: Eukaryota; Viridiplantae; Streptophyta; Magnoliopsida; Asterales; Asteraceae. Bases 72 to 338 code for a protein of 88 amino acids.
AGGGUUUAGAGAUCUUACUUAUAUUUUGCAGGCAAAAGGGACUCCGGUGAUAGCAAAAGAGAGGAACAGAGAUGGAUUCAUUUUCGUCGCCGUCGAGUUCAUCGCCGUCAUCGCAAAUGUCUGCCGAAGACUUCAUGGAUCAGCUCAAGGUUCAACUUGCCCAGGCCUACGCUGAGGAAUUCCUCGAGACGGUAAGGGGGAAGUGCUUUGACAAGUGUAUCACUAAACCCGGCAGCAGUUUGAGUGGGGGAGAAAGUAGCUGCAUCUCCAGGUGUGUGGAUCGCUAUAUCGAGGCCACUGGUAUCAUCAGCAGAGCGCUUUUCAAUUCACAGCGAUAGAAAAAAAUUUGAAAGCAGAGCAUUUUUAAAUCAAAGGUUUCAUGCAUGGUCUCAGGACUAUCUAUCUAUCUAUCCAUAUCUAUCUAGGCACAUUGUAUAAUGUGCAUCAUGCCUUAUAUAUGCUGGUUUUUGACACAAGUAAACAUGACUUCUUGAUUCAGCCAUAAAAUGCAUGUUGAAACCUUAAUUUCCAUAUUUCAAUGAAUGAUUUUCAUAUAUUUUUGUA